Molecule: messenger RNA, 1125 nt
Organism: Colletotrichum siamense
Lineage: Eukaryota; Fungi; Ascomycota; Sordariomycetes; Glomerellales; Glomerellaceae
Gene: aes1-1
Product: Acetylesterase
Exons: 5
Coding region: 1-1125 (374 amino acids)
Biological process (GO): carbohydrate metabolic process
Cellular component (GO): extracellular region
Molecular function (GO): cellulose binding; hydrolase activity, acting on ester bonds
Source: RefSeq, a predicted model, not a curated record
AUGGCUCGUCUCACGGCUUCGAUUCUUGUUGCAGCCGGUAUUGCUGGCGCUGCCAACGCGCAGGCUGCGGUGUGGGGGCAGUGUGGAGGAACAGGAUGGACGGGGGCGACAAGCUGUGCUGCGGGGGCUUAUUGCUCUUCGCAGAACCCUUGGUACUUCCAAUGUGUCCCUGGCACCGUCGCCGCGUCAACUUCAACCGCUGCUAGCGUCCCGGCCACAACCACGGUCCGAACAACGACGACCACCGUCCGGACCUCCUCGUCCGCCGGCGCGACGGCUACGGCCACUAGCUCGCCGUCCGGAGUGAAGUACUUCAUCACCUUCGGCGACUCCUACUCCCAGACAGGCUUCAACAUCAACUCCACAAAGCCCAACCCGCAGAACCCCCUCGGCAACCCCGAUCUCCCGGGCUGGACCGCAUCAGGCGGCCUGGACUGGGUCGGCUUCAUGGUGACGCAGUUCAACGCCAGCCUGGUCUACAGCUACAACCUCGCCUAUGGCGGCGCGACCACCGACGCGACGCUCAUCGCGCCGUAUGCAAGCACCGUGCUCAGCUUCAUCGACCAGGUGGCCGAAUUCUCCCGCAGCCUGGCGUCAAAGCCGAGCUGGGCGCCGUGGACGGCGGAUAACACCCUCGCCGGGGUCUGGAUGGGUGUAAAUGAUGUUGGGAACGCUUUCUGGCUGAGUAACAGGGAGACGCUCCUUGUGCAGGUCCUGGGCAAGUACUUUGAUCAGUUGCAGAUUUUGUACAAUGCUGGAGUAAGGAAGUUUGUGCUGCUGAGCGUACCUCCUACGCAAAAGACGCCUCUGAUGCUCGCCAACGGCGCCGACUCGAAUGCGCAGCUUGCGGCGGCUAUUAAGCAGUACAACGAUCUCAUCAACAGCAACCUCGCCGCUUUCAAGGCCAAGAACUCGGGUGUGACAUCCUGGGUUGUUGAUACCACUGCAGCUUUCGACAAGGCCAUCAACAACCCGACCGCCUAUGGCGCCCCUGAUGCUACUUGUUACAACGCCGACGGCGUCAGCUGUUUGUGGUUCAAUGACUACCACCCUGGCGUAGCCAUCCAGAAGCUUGUAGCACAGGCUGUUGCUCAGGCUGUUGGUGCACCGUUUUUCAAGGUGUAA